AUGACCUACAGCUUCACAGCAGCCCUCUCAAAUACAUUGCUUCUGUCGCAGGUCGUACUCGGUGCUACGCUUACCGCUCUAGGGGCUUCAGAAUCUAGCCAUGUUCUCAUAACUAUCUUCGGUGUCUUGAACACCAUCAUCGCCGGCCUGGUGGCUUACCUGAAAUCCCGCGGCCAGCCCAUGCGAGCCCGCAUGUUCCGUGAUGAUCUUGAGCAUGUCGUGGAUGAGAUCGAGAAUAGUAAGACAAUGUGGCUUGGUAUCAAGAAAUCUGUCCACGGAUAUGAUGAAAUUGACGUGGAUGAUAAGAUCAGUGUGCGCAGUGAGGUCGCAAGGCUGACUCGCCUCUACGAGACGGCGGUCAAGAAGUAUAUGCAAAACAACCCGGAUAUGUACAGCAUGGGAGGCGGCAUGCUUGACGCAAUCACCGGUCUCAGAGCAAGGCCGGGAGCUGGAGCUCAGCUUCCUCCCGUUGUAAACGCUCCAGAUGCGGGUGCUGCCACCACUGCUGUCCCAGCGCCGUUGGCAGCAAGUCCUGCGCCUGCAGGAGACGCAGACGAAAGCCCGGCGACCGCGAAGGAUCCUGCCAAGAAUGACAAAAGUGCAGAAGAGAGUCCUGCCACUGCAAAAGACGACACUAAAUCAGAUGACAAGGGCAAGGAGAAGGACGAGUUGACUAACCCCACUGCAAACGCUAAUCAACAUGACGAUGCUGAUGCUACAGCCGGGGCUACAUCGAAAGAAGGUACAGAACAGGCUGAUUCAGAGCCCGCUAGCGCCCCUGUGAAAUCGAACGAGGACGAUUUACCUAGCAAAGAUGAUCACAAUGGUGAUGGCGAGGCUCCAACAAAGCCGAAAGACGAUCCCGUCAAUGGGAAGUAA
This is a messenger RNA of Bacidia gigantensis, 879 nucleotides long. RefSeq lists its product as uncharacterized. Lineage: Eukaryota; Fungi; Ascomycota; Lecanoromycetes; Lecanorales; Ramalinaceae. The transcript has a single exon. The record is from RefSeq and is a predicted model, not a curated record. Bases 1 to 879 code for a protein of 292 amino acids.